Messenger RNA from Leptidea sinapis, 1027 nucleotides. RefSeq lists its product as uncharacterized. The coding region runs from base 38 to 556 and encodes 172 amino acids. Lineage: Eukaryota; Metazoa; Arthropoda; Insecta; Lepidoptera; Pieridae. The transcript is spliced from 3 exons. The record is from RefSeq and is a predicted model, not a curated record.
GCAAAUCAAUUAGUUACCUGCUAGCUACGAAUUCGAUAUGCUCGUAUUUAUUUGGUUUUGCUGUGUAUAUUUUAAUUUUCAAGAAACGGAAUCACUAUUCCCAGCUCAUUUAGAUUUACAAAAGAUAUCGCAGCUUACAUAUAAAGGUCAACAAUACAACGUUCUAAAGCCGACCGUCCACUACGUGAGAGAUCAUUUUGUAGAUUUCAUACAAAAAAGGAACAAUGAUGUAUUUCCUACCAAAAGAGUGUUUAUGGACAAAAACGGAUUCCGACAUUAUUGGGAAGGAAUGGAGCUGGAACCAGAGACAGGAAAUCUUCGAAAGAACAGCAACAGCACAUCUAAGACGAAUGUAGAAUCUUCAAAGGUUACAUUCACUACUAAAGCCAAAAUGCAACCUAGAAGGAAGAAGAAACGAAUUGCCGACAAAGAGGCCCCAACUUUAUAUGUCCCUAAGAUACUCAGAGGAACAACGGCUAAGAUCAGAACUACAUUUUUUUGUCCACAUUUUGGCGUUGUUACAAUGAUGACAAAUCUUGAAAACUUUGAGGAGUAAUUAUUGUUUUAUUUAUGUAACCUUAUGCCCCAGAAUGAAAGUCUGUUCUGGUAAUGUAUAGUCAUGUCAAAGAGCAUAUCAAAUAGCGUGGUUAGCAUCAAAUUGGACUUCGUCACCAUAUUAACAUAUAGCUAAGUGCUGGAAUGUUUCGGCAUACAGUACUCUGUGAUUGCUCGACAACUCCUUUAUAUGUAAAUAUUCUACUGCAUCUAUUUAGGAAAAUGCUUGACCUGAUUCAGUAUAUGCUAAGAUUUAUAUACUAUCUCUGUUAUGAAAUGAAAUGAAAUGAAAUUUUAUUUACUACGUUAUUAUUUACCUAUUAAUUUCUAAAGUGUUAUCUAGCAUCAAAACUAACUUUUUUUGGUGGUAUUCCAUAAACAAUGUAAUAUGAAUAUUUCCUUAAAAAGUACGCAUGCUCUUUAAGGACUAGUAACUUUUUAAUUCUCAUGCAAUGAUAUCGGUUAGUGCGUA